UGACGACGCCGGGAUCCAGACCUGGCUGCCCGCUGAGCGGAGGAGGGAGCGCUGCCAUGGGCGGCCACCCCCGCUCCGCUGGUCAGGGAUGCCCUCUGCAUCUUUAUUAGUAAAUCUUCUUUUAGCCUUACUCGUCCCCUUUGUGUUUGGAGAAACAGAAGUAAGGUUUGCUGGACACACAGAUUUUGUUGUUAACGAAACAAGUACAACAGUUAUUCGUCUUGUCAUCGAAAGGAUAGGAGAGCCAGCUAAUGUCACUGCAAUUGUAUCGCUGCAUGGUGAAGACACGGGUGACUUUUUUGACACAUAUGCUGCAGCUUUCAUACCUUCUGGAGAAACAAAUAGGACAGUGUACAUAGCAGUAUGUGAUGAUGACUUUCCAGAACCUGAUGAAAUUUUUAUUUUUCACUUAACGUUACAGAAACCUUCAGCAAAUGUGAAGCUUGGAUGGCCAAGGACUGUUUCUGUGACAAUAUUAUCAAAUGACAAUGCCUUUGGAAUUAUUUCAUUUAGUAUGCCUUCUUCAGUCACGGCGAGUGAGCCCAGUGGCAGAAAUGAGUCUGUGCCUCUUACUCUGAUUAGGGAAAAAGGAACCUACGGAACAGUCACUGUGACUUUUGAGGUAGAGGGCCCAAAUCCACCUGAAGAAGAUUUGAGUCCAGUGAAAGGAAACAUCACCUUUCCACCUGGCAGAGGAACACUAGUUUAUAACUUGACAGUGCUCGACGAUGUGAUUCCAGAAAAUGAUGAAAUGUUUUUGAUUCAUCUGAAAAGUGUAGAAGGAGGUGCUGAGAUCAACACUUCUAGGAGUUCAAUUGAGAUCAUCAUUAAGAAAAAUGAUAGCCCCGUAAGAUUCAUUCAGAGUGUUUAUUUGGUAGCCGAAGAAGACCACAUACUCAAUAUUGCAGUGAUUCGUGGAAAGGAUGACAAUGAAAAUCUGAUUGGAUCUGAUGAAUGUGAAGUAUCAAUCAGUUAUGCUAUCAUUACUGGGAAUUCAACAGCACAUGCCCAGCCAAAUUUGGAUUUCAUUGGUCUUCAGCCAAACACAACUAUUGUUUUUCCACCUUUUAGUCAUGAAUCACACUUGAAGUUUCAAAUUGUUGAUGAUGACUUACCUGAGAUUGCUGAAUCCUUUCACAUUGUGUUACUAAAGGAUACCUUACGGGGAGAUGCUGUGCUAUUAGGCCCUUCUAUUUUACAAGUCACCAUCAAGGCAAAUGACAAACCGUAUGGGGUCCUCUCAUUCAACAGUAUUUUGUUCGAGAAGACAGUUAUAAUUGAUGAAGAUUCAGUCUCAAGAUUUGAAGAAAUCACAGUGGUUAGAAAUGGUGGCACCCAUGGGAAUGUUUCUGUGAACUGGGUGUUGACAAGGAGCAGCAGUGAUCCGUCUCCGGUAACAGCAGAUAUCAGACCAAGUUCUGGAGUUCUCCAUUUUGCACGAGGGCAGAUGGUGGCAUCAAUUCCUCUCACUGUUGUUGAUGAUGAUCUUCCAGAAGAGGCAGAAGCUUAUCUACUUCAAAUUCUGCCUCAUACAAUACAUGGAGGUGCAGAAGUGAGCGAACCAGCAGAGCUUUUGUUCUAUAUUCAGGAUAGUGAUGAUGUUUAUGGCCUAAUAACAUUUUUUCCUAUGGAAAAUCAGAAGAUUGAAAGCAGACCAAGUGAGCGACUUUUAUCCUUGAGCUUUUCAAGACUAGGAGGAACUAAAGGAGAUGUGAGGAUGCUUUAUUCUGCACUUUAUAUUCCUGCUGGAGCUGUGGACCCCUUGCAAGCAAAAGAUGGCAUCUUAAAUAUAUCCAGGAGAAAUAGCCUCAUUUUUCCAGAACAAAAAACUCAACUGACUACAAAAAUUCUGAUAAGAAAUGAUGCAUUCCUUCAAAAUGGGGCCCACUUCCUAGUACAGAUGGAAACUGUGGAAUUGGUGAACAUAAUUCCCCCUAUCCCACCUAUAAGUCCUAGAUUUGGGAAAAUCCAAAAUAUUUCUCUACUAAUUACUCCAGACAUUGCGAAUGGUGAAAUUGGCUUUACUAGCAAUUUUCCAAUCAUUUUGUAUGAACCAGAAUAUUUCCCUGCUGAAGUGGUACACAUUCCUCUACAUCGAGAUGGAACUGAUGGCCAGUCUACUGUCUACUGGAGUUUGAAGCCCUCUGGCUUUAAUUCAAAAGCAGUGACUCUGGAUGAUAUAGAGCCUUUUAAUGGCUCUGUUGUGUUUUUGUCUGGGCAAAGUGACACAACAAUCAACAUUACUGUCAAAGCUGAUGACAUACCGGAAAUGAAUGAAACCGUAACACUGUAUCUAGACAGGGUCAAUGCAGAAAAUCAAGUGCUGAAAUCUGGAUAUACUAACUGUGACUUAAUUAUUUUGGAAAAUGAUGAUCCUGGGGGAGUAUUUGAAUUUUCUUCUGCUUCCAGAGGACCCUAUGUUAUAAAAGAAGGAGAAUCUGUAGAGCUCCAUAUCAUCCGAUCCAGGGGAGCUCUUGUUAAACAAUUUCUACACUACUGGGUAGAGCCAAGAGAUAGCAGUGAAUUCUAUGGAAACUCAGGGGUACUAGAAUUUAAACCUGGGGAAAGGGAGAUUAUAAUCACCUUGCUAACAAGAUUGGAUGGGAAACCAGAGCGGGAUGAGCACUAUUGGGUGGUCCUUGGCAGCCAUGGUGAACGGGAAAGCAAGCUGGGAAGUGCUACGGUUGUGAACAUAACGAUUCUGAAAAAUGAUGAUCCUCAUGGAAUUAUAGAAUUUGUUUUUGAUGGCUUAAUUGUGAUGAUAAAUGAAAGUAAAGGAGACAAUACUUACAGUGCUGUUUAUGGUGUAAUAAGAAAUCGAGGUAACUUUGGUGAUGUUAGUGUAUCGUGGGUGGUUAGCCCAGAUUUUACAGAGGAUGUAUUUCCUAUCCAAGGGAAUAUUUUCUUUGGAGAUCAGGAAUUUUCAAAAAAUAUCACCAUUUACUCCCUUGCAGAUGAGAUUCCAGAGGAAUUGGAAGAAUUUGCCAUUACCCUACUCAAUGUCACUGGAGGAGCUAAAAUAGUAAAUAAAACGACCGCAACUCUGAGGAUUAGAAGAAAUGAUGACCCCAUUUAUUUUGCAGAACCUCGUGUAAUUAGUGUUCAGGAAGGUGGGACUGCUAACUUCACAGUUCUGAGAAAUGGAUCUGUUGAUGCUGCCUGCACUGUCCACUAUGCAUCCCUGGAUGGGGAAGCAACUGCAAGGCAGGGAGACUUUGUUCCUGUUGAAAAAGGAGAAAUGCUUGUUUUUGAGGUCGGAAGAAGAGAGCAGAACAUAUCCAUAUUUGUUAAUGAAGAUGAUGUUCCAGAAACAGAUGAGUCCUUUUAUAUAAUCCUCUUUAAUUCGACAGGUGAUACAGUAAUAUAUCAAUAUGGAAUAGCUACAGUGAUAAUUGAGGCUAAUGAUGACACAAAUGGUAUUUUUUCUCUGGAACCCAUAGACAAAGCAGUAGAUGAAGGAAAGACUAACUCAUUUUGGAUUUUGAGGCACCGGGGACACUUUGGCAAUGUUUCUGUGGCUUGGCAGCUGUUUCAGAAUGAUUCUGCUUUGGAACCUGGACACGAGUUCUAUGAAACUUCAGGAAUGGUUAACUUCAUGGAUGGAGAAGGAGCCAAACCUCUAAUUCUCCAUGCUUUUCCAGAUAAAAUUCCUGAAUUCAAUGAAUUUUAUAUUCUAAAACUUGUAAACAUUUCAGGUGGGUCCCUGGGUCCUGGGGUUCAGCUAGCAGAAACCAAUCUCCAGGUAACAGUAAUGAUUCCAUUCAAUGAUGAUCCUUCUGGAGUUUUCUUCUUGGAUCCAGAGUGUUUAGAGAGAGAAGUGGCAGAAGAUGUUCUCUCAGAAGAUGAUAUGUCUUAUAUUACCAUCUUCACUGUUUUGAGGCAACAGGGUGUCUUUGGUGAUGUACGAGUUGGCUGGGAAAUACUGUCCAGUGAAUCCAUUGCUGGGUUGCCUCCAAUAAUAGAUUUUUUACUGGUUGCAGUUUUCCCCAGCACUGUGGUUUUACAACCACACAUGCGGCAUCACCAUAGUGGAACAGAUGCUUUGUACUUCAGUGGUUUAGAGGGUGCAUUUGGGAGUAUUAGCCCCAAAUACUGUACCUCCAGAAACAACACAAUUACCAGCUUUACAUUUUCAGCUUGGGUAAUGCCUAAUGUCAACACGAAUGGAUUUGUUAUAGCAAAGGAUGAUGGCAAUGGAAGCAUGUACUAUGGGGUAAAAAUUCAAACAAAUGAAUCCCAUUUGACUCUUUCCCUUCAUUACAAAACCUUGGGUUCCAAUGUUACAUAUAUUGCCAAGACAACAGUCAUGAAAUAUUUAGAAGAAAAUGUUUGGCUUCAUUUUCUAAUUAUCCUGGAUGAUGGCAUAAUUGAAUUCUACCUUGAUGGAAACGCAAUGCCCAGAGGAAUCAGGAGUCUGAAAGGAGAAGCCAUUACUGAUGGUCCUGGAAUACUGAGAAUAGGGGCAGGGAUCAAUGGCAACGACAGAUUUACAGGUCUGAUGCAGGAUGUGCGGGCCUAUGAGAGGAGACUGACUGUUGAAGAAAUUUAUGAACUUCAUGCCAUGCCAGCAAAGAAUGACUUACACCCUAUUUCUGGAUAUCUGGAGUUCAGACAAGGAGAAACUAACAAAUCAUUCAUUAUUUCUGCAAGAGAUGACAAUGAAGAGGAAGGAGAAGAAUUAUUCAUUCUUAAACUAGUCUCUGUAUAUGGAGGAGCUCGCAUUUCUGAAGAAAAUACAACAGCAAGGUUAAUAAUACAAAAAAGUGACAAUGCCAAUGGCUUGUUUGGUUUCACAGGAGCUUGUAUACCAGAGAUUGCAGAGGAGGGUUCCACCAUUUCAUGUGUGGUGGAGAGAACAAGAGGAGCUCUGGAUUAUGUGCAUGUUUUUUACACCAUCUCACAGAUCAAAUCUGACGGCAUUAAUUACCUUGUGGAGGAUUUUGCUAAUGCCAGUGGAACUAUCACAUUCCUUCCUUGGCAGAGAUCAGAGGUCCUGAAUAUAGAUGUUCUUGAUGAUGAUAUUCCUGAGCUUAAUGAGUAUUUCCGUGUGACAUUGGUUUCUGCCAUUUCUGGAGAUGGAAAACUAGGUUCAACUCCCACCAGUGGUGCAAGUAUAGAUCCUGAAAAGGAAACAACAGAUAUCACCAUCAAAGCUAGUGAUCAUCCAUAUGGCUUGCUGCAGUUCUCCACACAGCUGCCUCCCCAGCCCGAGGACCCAAUGACUCUGCCUGCAAGCAGCGCUCCACUCAUCACUGUGCAGGAGGAAGAUGGAGAAGUCAGGCUAUUGAUUGUCCGUGCACAGGGACUCCUGGGGAGGGUUAUGGUGGGAUUCCGAACAGUUUCAUUCACGGCAUUCAGUCCUGAGGACUAUCAGAGUGUUGUUGGCACCUUAGAAUUUCAACCAGGAGAACGAUAUAAAUACAUUUCUGUCAAUAUUACUGAUAAUUCUAUACCUGAACUGGAAAAAUCUUUUAAAGUUGAGUUGUUAAACUCAGAAGCAGGAGUGGCUGAACUCUUUAGGGUUGAUGGCAGUGGUAGUGGUGAUGGGGACAUGGAAUUCUUCCUUCCAACUAUUCACAGAUGUGCCAGUCUAGGAAUGGCUUCCCACAUUCUAGUGACAAUUGCAACCUCUGACCAUGCUCACGGCGUAUUUGAAUUUAGCCCAGAGUCACUCUUUGUUACUGGAACUGAACCAGAAGAUGGAUACAGCACUGUUAUAUUAAAUGUUAUGAGAAGUCAUGGAGCGCUGUCUCAGGUGACUUUGCAUUGGAGCAUAGACUCUGAUCCUGAUGGUGAUCUUGCCUUCACCUCAGGCAACAUCACGUUUGGGAUUGGGCAGACAAGUGCCAACAUCACAGUGGAAGUAUUGCCGGAUGAAACUCCAGAACUGGAUAAGGCAUUCUCUGUGUCAAUCCUCAGUGUCUCCAGUGGCUCCUUGGGAGUUCACACUAAUGCCACAUUAACAGUGUUGGCUAGUGAUGAUCCUUAUGGGAUAUUCAUCUUUUCUGAGAAAAAUAGGCCUAUUAAAGUUGAGGAAGCUACACAGAGCAUUACCUUAUCAAUAAUAAGGUUGAAAGGCCUCAUGGGAAAAGUCACAGUCACAUAUGCAACAGUGGAUGAUAUGGACAGACCACCUUAUUUUCCACCUAACUUAGCCAGAGCAACUCAAGGAAGAGACUAUAGACCAGCUUCCGGAUUUGCUAUUUUCAGAGCUAACCAGAGUGAGGCAACAAUAAGGAUUUCAAUUUUGGAUGAUGAUGAACCAGAAAGGUCGGAAUCUGUGUUUAUUGAACUACUCAAUUCUACUUUAACAGAGAAAGUACAGGAUCAUCCAAUUCUAAAUUCACCACGUCUUGGGCCUAAAGUAGAAACUAUUGCUCAUCUGAUUAUCAUUUCUAAUGACAAUGCAUUUGGAACACUUCAGCUCUCGGCACCAAUUGUUCAAGUGGCUGAAAAUCAUGUUGGACCCAUUAUCAAUGUGACUAGAAUAGGAGGAGCGUUUGCAGAUGUUUCUGUGAAGUUUAAAGCUGUGCCAAUAACUGCAAUAGCUGGUGAAGAUUAUAGUAUUGCUUCAUCGGAUGUGGUCUUGCUAGAAGGGGAAACUAGUAAAUCUGUGCCAAUAUAUAUCAUUAAUGACAUCUACCCUGAGUUGGAAGAAUCUUUUGUUGUGCAACUGCUGAAUGAGACAACAGGAGGAGCCAAGCUAGGGGCUUUAACAGAGGCGGUCAUUGUUAUUGAGGCCUCUGAUGACCCCUACGGAUUAUUUGGUUUUCAGAUUACUAAACUUAUUGUAGAGGAACCUGAGUUUAACUCAGUGAAGGUAAACCUGCCAAUAAUACGAAAUUCUGGGACACUCGGCAAUGUUACUGUUCAGUGGGUUGCCACCAUUAAUGGACAGCUUGCUACUGGCGACCUACGAGCUGUCUCAGGUAAUGUGACCUUUGCCCCUGGGGAAACCAUUCAAACCUUGUUGUUAGAGGUCCUGGCUGACGACGUUCCGGAGAUUGAAGAGGUUAUCCAAGUGCAACUAACUCAUGUCUCCAGUGGAGGUACUAUUGGGUUAGAUCAAGUGGCAAAUAUUAUUAUUCCUGCCAAUGAUAAUCCUUAUGGUACAGUAGCCUUUGUUCAGUCGGUUUAUCGUGUUCAAGAGCCUCUGGAAAGAAGUUCCUGUGCUAACAUAACUGUGAGGCGAAGCGGAGGACACUUUGGUCGGCUGUUGUUAUUCUACAAUACUUCCGAUAUUGAUGUAGUGGCUCUUGCAGUUGAGGAAGGUCAAGAUUUAUUGUCCUACUAUGAAUCACCAAUUCAAGGGGUGCCUGAUCCGCUUUGGAGAACUUGGGUGAAUGUCUCUACGGUGGGGGAACCCCAAUACACCUGUGCCACUUUGUGCCUCAAAGAGCCUGCUUGCUCAGCAUUUUCAUUUUUCAGUGCUUCUGAGGGCCCCCAGUGUUUUUGGAUGACAUCGUGGAUCAAUCCAUCUCUCAACAACUCGGACUUCUGGACUUACAGGAAAAACAUGACCAGGGUAGUGUCUCUUUACAGCAGUCAGGCUGUGGCUGGUAGUGACUAUGAGCCUGUAACAAGGCAAUGGGCAGUAAUGCUGGAAGGCGCUGAAUUUGCAAAUCUCACGGUUUCUGUUCUUCCUGAUGAUUUUCCAGAGAUGGAUGAGAGUUUCCUAAUUUCUCUUCUCGAAGUUCAUCUCAUGAACAUCACAGCCAGCUUUAAAAAUCAGCCAACCAUAGGAAAGCCAAAUACUUCUACAGUUGUCAUAGCGUUAAAUGGUGAUGCCUUUGGAGUGUUUGUGAUCUACAGUAUUAGUCCCAAUACAUCAGAAGAUGGCUUAUAUGUCGAAGUUAAGGAACAGCCCCAAACCACAGUGGAGCUGAUGAUUCACAGGAUGGGAGGCAGCUUAGGUCAGGUGACAGUCGAAUGGUGUGUUAUUGGUGGAACAGCUACUGCAGGUUUGGAUUUUAUAGGAGCUGGAAAUAUUCUGACUUUUGCUGAAGGUGAAACCAAAAAAACAGUCAUUUUAACCAUUUUGGAUGAUUUUGAGCCAGAAGAUGAUGAAAGCAUCAUUGUUAGUUUGGUAUACACUGAAGGCGGAAGUAGAAUUUUGCCCAGCUCUGACACUGUGCGAGUGAACAUUUUGGCCAAUGACAAUGUGGCGGGAAUUGUUAGCUUUCAGACAGCUUCCAGAUCUGUCAUAGGCCAUGAAGGAGAAAUUUUGCAAUUCCAUGUGAUAAGAACAUCUCCUGGUCGAGGAAAUGUUACUGUUAACUGGAAGAUUAUUGGGCAAAAUCAAGAACUCAGUUUUGCUGAUUAUACUGGACAACUCUUCUUUCCUGAGGGGUCAUUGAAUCAAACGAUAUUUGUGCAUUUGUUGGAUGACAACAUUCCUGAGGAGAAAGAAGUUUACCAAAUCAGUCUGUAUGAUGUCAGGACACAAGGAGUUCCGCCAGCGGGAUUUGCUCUGCUUGAUGCUCAAGGAUAUGCUGCUGUCCUGACAGUAGAAGCCAGUGAUGAACCACAUGGAGUUUUAAACUUUGCUCCUUCAUCAAGAUUUGUUUUAGUACAAGAGGCUAAUAUAACCAUACAGCUUUUCAUCAACAGAGAAUUUGGAUCUCUAGGAAUUAUCAAUGUGACAUAUAGCACAGUUCCUGGAAUGCUGACUCUAAAGAACCAAACAGAAGGAGACCUGGCAGAGCCUGAAGUUGAUUUUGUACCUGUGGUUGGCUUCUUGAUUUUACAAGAAGGGGAGACAUCAGCAGCCAUCAAUGUUACUAUACUUGAGGACGAUAUACCAGAGCUAGAAGAAUAUUUCCUGGUGAAUUUAACUUACGCUGAACUUAUCAUGGCUCCUUUAACUUCAUUUCCUCCAAGACUAGAUUCAGAAGGCAUGACUGCACAAAUUGUCAUUGAUGCCAAUGAUGGAGCCCGAGGCAUAAUUGAAUGGCAACACAGCAGGUUUGAUGUAAAUGAGACCCAAGGAAGUUUAACACUGGUAGCCCAGAGAAGCAGAGGGGCUUUUGGCCAUGUUUCCUUGUUUGUGUACGCACAGAAUUUGGAAGCACAACUAGGGCUGGAUUAUAUCUUCACGCCAAUGAUUCUUUAUUUUGCUGAUGGAGAAAGGUAUAAAAACGUUGACAUUGGGAUUCUUGAUGAUGACAGUCCAGAAGGAGAUGAAAAUUUUCAGCUGAUUUUAACAAAUCCUUCUCCUGGACUGGAGCUGGGAGCAAAUACAAUAGCAUUCAUUACUGUCCUUGCCAAUGAUGAUGGCCCUGGAGUUCUAUCAUUUAACAACAGUGAGCACUUUUUCCUGAGAGAACCAGCAGCUCUCUAUGUACAGGAGAGUGUUGCAGUAUUGUACAUUGUUCGGGAACCUGCAGAAGGACUGGCUGGAACUGUGACUAUUCAGUUCAUCGUGACAGAAUUAAAUACUUCAACUGAGUCUAAAGAUCUAACCCCUUCCAGAGGCUUUAUUGUUUUAGAAGAAGGUGUUCGAUUCAAGGCUCUUCACAUAUCUGCCAUAUUAGACACAGAACCAGAAAUGGAUGAACAUUUUGUUUGCACAUUGUUUAAUCCGACUGGUGGUGCUAGACUAGGGGCACAUGUUCAAACCCUGAUAACAGUUUUGCAAAACCAGGCACCUCUGGGGCUAUUCAGUAUCUCUGCAGCUGAAAGCAGAGCCACCUCUAUAGCCAUCGAAGAAGCCAACAGGACUGUGUAUGUAAAUGUGUCACGUGCUAAUGGCAUUGAUUUAGCUGUGAGUGUGGAGUGGGAGACGAUAUCUGAAACAGCUUUUGGCAUGAGGGGAAUGGAUGUUGUGUUUUCCAUAUUUCAAAGUUUUUUGGAUCAAUCGGCUUCUGGCUGGUGUUUCUUUACUGUGGAAGAUUUAAUAUAUGCUGUAAUGUUAAGAAAAUGGUCUAUGGGAUUUUCUACUAUUUACCGAUGGCAAGGGAUUUUUAUUCCAGUUGAGAAUUUAAGUAUGGAAAAUCCUAAAACCUGUGAGACCUUUAAUAUUGGUCUUUCACCCUACUUUGUGAUAACUCAUGAAGAAGCAAAUCAAGAAAAGCCUUCUGUGAACAGUGUGUAUACUUUCACAUCAGGAUUCAAAUUAUUCCUGGUACAAACAAUCAUUAUUUCAGAAAGUUCUCAAGUAAGGUACUUUACUUCAGACAGUCAAGAUUAUUUAAUUAUUGCAAGUCAAAGAGAUGAUUCUGAAUUAACUCAGGUCUUCAGAUGGAAUGGAGAAAGCUUCGUGUUGCAUCAAAAACUCCCUCUGCGAGGUGUCCUUGGCAUGGCUUUGUUCACCAGAGGAGGCUCAGUGUUCUUAGUUGUUUCCCAGGCUAAUGCCAGGCUAAAUUCCCUUUUAUUCCGAUGGUCUGGCAGUGAGUUUAUUAAUUCUCAAGAAGUGCCGGUCAGUGGGACAACACAAGUUGAGGCUUUGACUUCAGGUGAUGACGUUUACUUGAUUUUUGCCAAAAAUAUAUUUCCAGGAGUUCUGAAUUUAAUCAAUAUUUUCAUUUGGGAGAGAGGACAGACCUCUUUCAGAUAUUUUCAGUUCCUAAAUUUUACUACUGUUAACAAGAUCCAUUCCUUCACACCGGCCUCAGGAAUAGUCCAUAUACUUCUUAUUGGUCCACAUGGGUCUGCUCUUUACUGCUGGAAUUCAGAGCUGAAUCAGUUCUCUUUUGUUCUGGGAGCACCUGCUGCUUAUGAUGCAGCUUCUGUUACAGUGAGGUCUCUUAAUUCAAGCAAGAAUUUAAUUGCUCUGACAGGAGCUACCCACUCACACAUAUAUGAGUUGGCCUACAUCUCCAGCCAGUCUGACUUUAUUCCUAGUUCAGGUGAACUGAUAUUUGAACCUGGAGACAGAGAAGCUAUAAUAGCAGUAAAUAUCCUUGAUGAUAUAGUUCCAGAAGAAGAAGAAUCCUUCAAAGUACAGCUUAAAAAUCCCAAAGGAGGAGCAGAGAUUGGUAUUAAUGAUUAUGUAAAAAUAAUCAUUCUGUCUAAUGAUGAUGCCUAUGGAGUUGUUGCAUUUGCUCAGAAUUCAUUAUAUAAACAAGUGGAAGAAAUGGAGCAAGACAGCCUAGUAACCUUGAAUGUUGAGCGUUUAAGAGGAACAUAUGGUCAUGUAACUGUAACAUGGGAAGCUGAUGGAAGUACUAAUGAUGUAUUUCCUACCUCAGGAGUGAUUUCAUUUUCUGAAGGCCAGGCACUGUCUACCGUCUCUCUGACUGUUCUGGCUGAUGAUGUACCAGAGUUAUCAGAGGUUGUGAUUGUAACUCUCACGCGAAUUACCACAGAAGGGGUUGAGGACCCAUCAAGAGGUGCUUCUAUAGAUCAGAAAAGGAACAAAUCUGUGAUAACUACUCUACCCAAUGACUCACCCUAUGGCUUGGUGGGCUGGCAUGCUGAGUCUCUCUUCAUUAGAGUAGCAGAACCUAAAGAGAAUGUCACACUUCUUCAGUUACAAAUUGUGCGAGAUAAAGGAUUAUUUGGGGACAUUGCCAUUCACUUGAUAGCUCAACCCAAUUUCUUACUGCACAUCAAUAAUCAAGCUACUGAAAAUGAAGACUAUGUGCUACAAGAAGCAAUAAUAAUAAUGAAAGAAAACAUGAAAGAAACUCACGCCAGGGUUGCCAUUUUGCCGGAUGAUGCUCCUGAGCUGGAGGAAGGAUUUAUUGUCAAUAUCACAGAAGUAUAUCUGGUGAACUCUGACUUCUCUGCAGGACAGCCAAGUGUGCAGAGGCCAGGGAUGGAAAUAGCUGAGAUAAGGAUAGAAGAAAAUGAUGAUCCCAGUGGAAUUUUUAAGUUUCAUGUUAUCAGAGAUGUCAAUGGAGUUAUUAGUGCCUAUGAGGUGCCUCCACCCUUGAAUAUUCUUCAAGUUCCCGUGGUCCGGUUGGCUGGAAGCUUUGGGGCAGCAAAUGUUUAUUGGGAAGCAACCCUGGACACUGCUGGCCUGGAAGACUUUACUCCAUCUCAUGGGAUUCUUGAAUUUUCAGAUGGACAAGUUACUGCAGUGCUAGAAAUCACCAUAAUUGAUGAUGCUGAAUUUGAACUCAUGGAGACGUUCACUAUUUCCUUAAUCAGGGUGACUGCAGGUGGCAGACUUGGUGAUGAUGUUGUGGUAACUGUUGUUAUUCUACAAAAUGAUUCUCCAUUUGGAAUAUUUGGAUUUGAAGAAAAGACUGUGAUAGUUGAUGAAUCCCUUUUGUCUGAUGACCCUCAUUCAUAUGUGACAUUAACAGUUGUCCGGUCCCCUGGAGGAAAAGGAGCUGUGCGGCUUCAGUGGACCGUAGAUGAGAUGGCUAAAAAUGAUCUCACUCCUUUGAAUGGAACACUUUAUUUUGAUGAGAUGGAGUCUCAGAAGACCAUUGUAUUACACACACUUCAAGGCACCGGGUUAGAGGGAGACAGGCGUUUCAUCAUUCAGCUGACAUCAGUUGAUAAGGUAGAACUAUCCCCAAUGAAAGGUAGCGCAUCAAUAAUCAUUCGGGGAAAUAAAGGAACAUCAGGAGCAGUUGGCAUAGCUCCGUCAUCUCGGCAAAUCCUCAUCGGGGAACCCUCAACAAAAUAUAAUGGCACUGCUAUAAUUAGCCUUAUUCGUGGCCCAGGGAUUUUGGGGGAGGUCACUGUGUCAUGGAGGAUAGUCCCUCCUUCAGUGGGUGAAUUUGCAGAAACAUCAGGAAAACUGACAAUGCGAGAUGGACAGUCUGCUGCCGUUGUAUUAAUACAGGCUUUGAAUGAUGACGUUCCUGAGGAAAAGUGUUUCUAUGAGUUUCAGCUCACUGAAAUCAGUGAGGAAGGAAUAAUGAGUGAUUCCAGCAGAACUGCCAAUAUCACAAUGGCAGCCAGUGACUUUCCCUAUGGCCAGUUUGCUUUUUCACAUGAACAACUUCAAGUGUCAGAAGAAGCACAAAGGGUUAACCUCACAGUCAUACGUUCUGGUGGAUAUUUUGGCCACGUGAGACUCCAUUAUGAGACUGUGAGUGGGACAGCAGAAGCAGGUUUGGAUUUCACUCCUGUGGCUGGGGAACUCCUUUUUGAACCAAGGGAGAUGGCAAAAAGUGUGCAUAUCGAAAUACUUGAUGAUGACCUUCCUGAAGGCUUUGAGGAAUUUUCUCUAGCAAUUACAGAGGUGGAACUCCAAGGAAGAGGGUAUGAUUUUACCAUCCAAGAAAAUGGACUUCAGAUAGAUCAACCUCCUGAAACAGGAAAUAUCUCCAUCAUUCAAAUCAUAAUAAUGAAAAAUGAUAAUGCAGAGGGCAUCAUUGAAUUUGACCCAAGAUAUACUGCCUUUGAAGUGGAGGAGGAUGUGGGGAUGAUCGUGAUUCCAGUGGUGAGACUGCAUGGGACUUACGGCCAUGUCACAGCUGAUUUCCGCUCUCAGAGUUCUGCUGCCACUACAGGUGGUGUCGAUUAUAUACUGCAUGGUAGUUCAGUCACUUUUCAGCAUGGGCAGAACUUAAGUUUUAUAAAUAUCUCCAUCAUUGAUGACAAUGAAAGUGAAUUUGAGGAGCCGAUUGAAAUUCUGCUGGCUGGUGCUACUGGCGGAGCGGUGCUUGGGCGCCUCCUAGUGAGCAGAAUCACGAUUGCCAAGAGUGACUCUCCCUUUGAUGUUCUAAGAUUUCUUAAUCAAAGCAAAAUUUCUGUUCCUAACCCCAAUUCGACAAUGAUUCUAUCCUUGGUGCUGGAGAGGACUGGAGGACUCUUGGGAGAGAUUCAGGUGAACUGGGAGAUUCUAGGACCCAAUUCUCAGGAAGCCUUACCACCAUGGAAUGGUGACAUUGCAGAUCCUGUGAGUGGGUUCUUCUAUUUUGGAGAGGGUGAAGGUGGACUGAGAACCAUAAUUCUGACAAUCUAUCCUCAUGAAGAAAUUGAAGUUGAAGAAACUUUUGUUGUUAAACUUAAACUUGUGAGAGGAGAAGCUAGAUUAGACUCCAGAGCUAAAGAUGUCACAUUAACAAUACUGAAGUUUGGUGAUCCAAAUGGAGUUGUUCAGUUUGCUUCUGAGUCUUUACCCAAGAAGACCUAUUCAGAGCCAUUGGCUUCUGAAGGGCCAUUGAGCAUUACUUUCUUUGUCGAAAGAGUCAAGGGCAUUUUAGGAGAAAUUACGGUUUACUGGGAAUUAAGUAGUGAGUUUGAUAUUACUGGAGACUUCAUUUUCACAAAAGGAUUUUUUAUCUUAGCUGAUGGAGAGAGUGAAGUGAGCUUUAAUGUUCAUUUACUACCAGAUGAUAUACCUGAGAUUGAAGAAGAUUAUGUGAUCCAACUUGUUUCUGUAGAGGGCGGAGCAGAACUGGAUUUAGAAAGAUGUAUCACAUGGUUCUCUGUUUCUGCAAAUGAUGACCCACAUGGAGUAUUUGCCUUGUAUUCGUAUCACCAAUCAAUACUUGUUGGACAGAACCUUACUAGAUACAUCCAAAUUAAUGUAACCCGACUUGCUGGGACAUUUGGAGAUGUGGCUGUUGGAGUUCUAAUAUCAUCUGACCAUAAGGAACAGCCGAUUGUUACUGAAAAUGCAGAGAGGCAGCUGGUGCUCAAAGAUGGUGCCAAAUAUAAAGUUGACAUGGUACCAAUAAAGAAUCAGGUCUUCCUGUUACUAGGCUCUAACAUCACUUUGCAACUGAUGACUGUGAGGCUUGUUGGUAGACAUCUCUAUGGAAUGCCACAGAUUCUCCAGGAAGCAAAGUCGGCUGUCUUUCCAGUCCCUGAGAAAGCUGCCAAUUCUCAGGUUGGAUUUAUGUCUACUGCUUUUCAACUUACGGAUAUCACUGCUGGAACAAGCCAAUUUGUGAUUUCAAGGAGAGGGACGUAUGGUUCUCUCACAGUUGCCUGGACAGCUGGAUAUGCUCCAGGGCUAGAAAUCUCUGAAUUCAUUGUUGUCGGUAACAUGACCCCUAAAUUGGGGAGCCUUUCAUUUUCUCAUGGUGAACAAAGUAAAGGUGUUUUGCUACGGACUUUUCCAAGCCCCGGUCGACCCGAGGCCUUUGUUAUUCACCUAUCUGGAGUGCAGAGCACUGCCCCUGGUGGAGCUCACCUUCGAUCAGGUUUCACUGUUGCUGAAGUUGAACCAAUGGGAGUCUUUCAAUUUUCCCCUAGUUCAAGAAAUGUCAUCGUGUUGGAGGAUAUGCAGAUGAUCAGGUUACAUGUACAGAGAUUGUUUGGGUUCCACAGUGAUCUUAUUAAAGUUUCCUAUCAGACAACUGCAGGAAGUGCAAAGCCACUGGAAGACUUUGAACCUAUUCAGAAUGGGGAACUGCUGUUUAAAAAAUUCCAAACUGAGGUUGAUUUUGAAAUAACUAUUAUUAAUGAUCAGCUUCCUGAGAUAGAUGAAAUUUUUUAUAUCAAUCUAACUUCUGUAGAAAUCAGGGGAUUACAAAAACCUGAUGCUAACUGGAGACCACGCUUGAAUCUAGAUUUCAGUGUUGCAGUGAUCAUGAUAUUGGAUAAUGAUGGCCUGGCAGGAAUGGAUGUUUCUUUCCCCAAGACAACUGCAGCAGUAGACACAGCUCGCAUUCCUGUAGAAACUGAUUUUACCACCCAACUUGACACAACCAAGACAACUACCAUUCCACAGUCAACUGAAAUGGUUGCCGUUGUUACUGCAGCAACUGUUACAUCUGCCAUCCCUGAGAAACUUGUCACCCUUCCUAGUACAUCUGCCAUGUCUGAGAAGCCUGAUGUGGACCCUGUAACUGCUGAUAUUUCCAUUCAUGGAACGUUUAGUCUUGGGCGACCAAUUGUUUACAUUGAAGAGGACAUGAAAAAUGGCACACUCAAUUCUGCAGAAGUUCUUAUUCGAAGAACUGGUGGUUUUACUGGCAAUGUCAGUAUAACAGUUAAAACCUUUGGAGAAAGAUGUGCUCAGAAGGAACCAGAUGCCUUGCUUUUUCAUGAUAUCCAUGGACUUGCCAACCUAACUUGGGCAACUGAAGAAAAAGAUUUUGAAGAACAAACUCUUAUCCUUACAUUUCUAGAUGGAGAAAGAGAACGUAAAAUAUCAGUACAAAUUUUGGAUGACGAUGAGCCUGAAGGGCAGGAAUUCUUCUAUGUGUUUCUCACAGACCCUAAAGGGGGAGCACAGAUUGUGAAAGGAAAGGAUGACACUGGAUUUGCAGCUUUUGCCAUGAUUAUUAUUACAGGGAGUGAUCUUCAGAAUGGCAUUUUAGGAUUUAGUGAGGAGUCUAGGAGUGGACUAGAACUGGGUGAAGAUGCUGAUAAAAGAAAACUGCAUCUUAUUGUCACAAGGCAACCAAACAGGGCCUUUGAAGAUGUCAAAGUCUUUUGGAGAGUCACAUUUAACAAAACAGCCAUUGUGCUUCAGAAAAAUGGGGUGAACCUGAUGGAUGAACUCCUCUCUGUGUCAGGGACCACAAUCUGCAUGACAGGUCAAACAAAGUGCUUCAUCACCAUUGAGCUCAAACCAGAGAAGAGUCCUCAAGUUGAAAUGCAUUUUUUUGUGGAACUUUAUGAAGUCACUUCAGGAGCAGCAAUAAACAACAGUGCCAGAUUUGCCAAGAUUAAAAUCUUACAGAGUGAUGAACCUCGAAGCCUCAUAUAUUUUUCUGUGGGUUCUCGGUUAGCAGUGGCUCAUAAGGCAGCCACUUUAAUCAGUUUGCAGGUGGCUAGAGAUUCUGGGACAGCACGAAUGAUAUCUGUAAACUUCAGUACCCGGGAGUUGAGGAGUGGUGAAACAAUUGGCCGUACUCUCAUAUCUCCAGCUAUUUCUGGGAAGGAUUUUGCAAGAACUGAAGGCACACUGGUCUUUGAACCUGGCCAGAGAAACUCCAUGUUGGAUAUCAUCCUAACCCCAGAGUCAGGGUCUUCAAAUCCAUUUCCUAAACGAUUCCAGAUUGUGCUUUUUGACCCAAAAGGUGGUGCCAGAAUUGAUCAAGUAUACGGCACUGCCAACAUCACCCUUGUCUCUGACUCAGGUUCACAGGCCUUGUGGGGGCUUGCGGAUCAGCUGCACCAGCCCCUGGACGAUGCCAUUCUCAGCAGAGUGCUUUACAGCAUUAACCUGAAAGUGGCCACGGAGAACACAGAAGAACAGCUCAGCGCUGUGCUGCACUUAAUAGAUAAGAUAACUGUUGAAGGAAAAAAUCAAGCAUUCAGUAUUGAAAACCGAAGUCAUUUCUAUGAAAUUCUCUGUGCUCUGAUUAACCCAAAGCGCAAAGACACUAGGGGAUUCAGUCACUUUUCUGAAGUGAUUGAGAAUUUUGCUUUUUCUCUGCUAACUGGAGUUACUUGUGGCUCUCCUGGUGAAAAAAGCAAAACGAUCCUUGACAGUUGUCCGUAUCUGUCAAUACUGGCUCUCCACUGGUAUCCUCAGCAAAUCAAUGGGCACAAAUUUGAAGGAAAGGAAAGCGAUUAUAUUCGAAUACCUGAGAGGUUACUGGAUGUCCCCGAUGCAGAAACAAUGGCUGGGGAAAGUGCCUGUAAAUUUGUCCAGUUUACAGAGUAUAGCAGCCAGCAUUGGUUUAUAACUGAAAACAAUCUUCUUGCUCUGAAAAAUAAGGUAUUAUCUUUGAGUGUGAAAGGUCAGAGUUCACAACCCCUGCCUGACAACAAUGAGGUUCGCUACAGGAUUUAUUCCGCCGAGGCUAGAAUUGUUCCUCGGACAUCUCUGUGUCUCCUUUGGAAUCAGGCUGCUGCAAGCUGGUUGUCUGACAGUCAGUUUUGCAAAGUGGUUGAGGACACUUCAGACUACGUGGAAUGUGCCUGUUCUCACAUGUCUAUGUAUGCUAUCUACUCCCAGACUGACAACUUAUCUUCAUACAAUGAAGCUUUUUUCUCUUCUGGAUUUAUAUGUGUCUCAGGUCUUUGCUUGGCUGUACUUUCCCAUAUCUUCUGUGCCAGGUACUCCAUGUUUGCAGCUAAACUUCUGACUCACAUGAUGUCAACCAGUUUAGGUACACAGAUUGUGUUUCUGGUGUCUGCAUACGCAAGUCCCCAACUCACUGAUGAGAGCUGCUCAGCCCUGGCUGCUAUCACACAUUACCUGUAUCUUUGCCAGUUCAGUUGGAUGCUCAUUCAGGCUGUGAAUUUCUGGUAUGUUCUGGUGAUGAACGAUGAACACACAGAAAGGCGGUAUCUGCUGUUUUUCCUUCUGAGUUGGGGACUUCCAGCUUUUGUGGUGAUUCUCCUCAUAGUUAUUUUGAGAGGAAUCUAUCAUCAAAGCAUGCCACAGAUCUAUGGACUCAUCCACGGUGACCUGUGUUUCAUCCCAAACAUCUAUGCAGCUCUGUUCACUGCUGCUCUCGUGCCUUUAAUGUGCCUUGUGGUUGUGUUUGUGGUGUUCAUCCAUGCCUACCAGGUGAAGCCACAGUGGAAAGCAUAUGAUGAUGUCUUCAGAGGAAGGACAAAUGCUGCAGAAAUUCCACUGGUUUUAUAUCUCUUUGCCCUGAUUUCAAUGACAUGGCUUUGGGGAGGACUGCACAUGGCUUACAGACACUUCUGGAUGUUGGUCCUCUUUGUCAUUUUCAACAGUCUGCAGGGACUUUAUGUUUUUGUGGUUUAUUUCAUUCUACACAACCAGACCUGCUGCCCCAUGAAGGCCAGCUACGCAGUGGAAAUGAAUGGGCACCCAGGGCCCAGCACUGCCUUCUUCACGCCUGGGAGUGGAAUGCCUCCUGCUGGAGGGGAAAUCAGCAAGUCCACCCAGAAUCUUAUCACUGCUGUGGAGGAGGUACCACCUGACUGGGAAAGAGCAUCCUUCCAACAAGCCAGUCAGUCCAGUCCUGACUUGAAGCCAAGUCCACAAAAUGGCGCCACGUUCCCUUCUUCUGGAGGAUACGGCCAAGGGUCACUGAUAGCUGAUGAGGAGUCCCAGGAGUUUGACGACUUGAUAUUUGCAUUAAAAACUGGUGCUGGUCUCAGUGUCAGUGAUAAUGAAUCUGGUCAAGGCAGCCAGGAGGGAGGUACUUUGACUGAUUCCCAGAUUGUGGAACUCAGGAGGAUACCCAUUGCUGACACCCACCUCUAGCUCCUCAGUAACCAUUAGAAUGAGAAUAUUUUCCUAUUUGUAUUGGCUUUUGUGCUAAAACUCUGUAAGUACAUGUAGUCUUGAAAUAGGAAUCUGUAAAUUAUACUGGAUGACUAACCCAGAAGUGAUUGCUAUGUUUGGAAUAUAAAUUACUUACCUUUUUAUGACCUGCAAAUUCACUGCUACAAUGAAAGACUGCAUCAAUUUGUAUCAGUUAAUAGGAUGACAUAUUCCAAGGCUAUUAGUUGUUUUUUGAUCAUCUUACAUGGCUAACAUGUUUAAUAAAAGUAAU
Molecule: messenger RNA, 19283 nt
Organism: Choloepus didactylus (southern two-toed sloth)
Lineage: Eukaryota; Metazoa; Chordata; Mammalia; Pilosa; Megalonychidae
Gene: ADGRV1
Product: adhesion G protein-coupled receptor V1
Exons: 90
Coding region: 89-18991 (6300 amino acids)
Biological process (GO): negative regulation of adenylate cyclase activity; G protein-coupled receptor signaling pathway; cell communication
Cellular component (GO): membrane
Molecular function (GO): G protein-coupled receptor activity
Source: RefSeq, a predicted model, not a curated record